Phytophthora nicotianae INRA-310 is the source of this 909-nucleotide messenger RNA. RefSeq lists its product as hypothetical. Gene Ontology annotation, biological process: cell surface receptor signaling pathway; adenylate cyclase-activating G protein-coupled receptor signaling pathway. The transcript is spliced from 6 exons. The coding region runs from base 1 to 909 and encodes 302 amino acids. The record is from RefSeq and is a predicted model, not a curated record. Lineage: Eukaryota; Oomycota; Peronosporomycetes; Peronosporales; Peronosporaceae. Gene Ontology annotation, cellular component: plasma membrane. Gene Ontology annotation, molecular function: G protein-coupled receptor activity.
AUGAACGAUGCGGGUGUAUCAAUGCAGGACGAGCAGCUCCAUGCAGCACAGGAGCUGUCGACAUCGAAGCUGCUGAUCGGUGUAUCUAGCGUAGUAUCGCUGCUAGGAGCGCUGAUGAUGAUCGCGCACUAUCUGGCGUUUCAAGAGUCGCGAAGAUGUGGACGACGGCUACUCUUCUGCUUGCAUUUAGCAGAUGCAGGUGGUGCAUGUGCGUGGCUUCUGGUAUUUCUCGUGCCAAUUCCCGAGCAAGUUGAAGACCCGACAAGUUUUCAGUCACCGAGAAUAUGCAUUGUUCAGGGUUAUUCUCUGGUGUUCUUUCAGCUCGUGUCUUGCUUCUGGACUGGGUGUUUUGCCUUCCACCUCUUCCAACUGUUGGCACGACAGUGCAAAGCGCCAGAAUUAUACGAGGAUCGAUAUCACCUCGUUGCGUGGGGGAUACCUGUUGCCACUGUGGCUCAUCUGUAUACGCAGUCUUGGGCCGGGACAGACCUGAUAGGCGAAAGUGGACGACCUUGGUGCUGGAUACGCUCGUGGAGUGACGAUCAGUGGAGCGAACAAGCCUUCUACGUCCAACUCGCUAUUUUCUACGUUCCAGUGGUGCUUACCUUCUUGCACAACAUCGUGACAUACGUGAUGCUGCUAUACUUAAUGACCGACAGCUUGUCGACAAGUAUGGAGACUCGGAUCCACUAUCGACUUCUGCUCUAUAGCUGGGCCUUCUUCCUCCCAAACGUGUGGGUUGUCUUUGCGUUCGCCUACCAAGCAGUGGUCUCCAAUCAUACACUUGACGCUCCGCUCCUGUAUUUAAUCAGCUUCUUCACUCCGUUGCAGGGAGCAAUGAACACUGUCGCCUACGGAAUCAACCGCACGUUCCGCCAGCGAGUACGGAGCUGUUGUCGGAGGCGAUAG